This is a messenger RNA of Colletotrichum karsti, 717 nucleotides long. Its product is annotated as 37s ribosomal protein rsm25. Gene Ontology annotation, cellular component: mitochondrial small ribosomal subunit. Lineage: Eukaryota; Fungi; Ascomycota; Sordariomycetes; Glomerellales; Glomerellaceae. The record is from RefSeq and is a predicted model, not a curated record. Bases 1 to 717 code for a protein of 238 amino acids. Gene Ontology annotation, molecular function: structural constituent of ribosome. The transcript has 2 exons.
AUGGGCCGACAAAUACGGCCCGCGAGGGUCUUCCAAGCCGUCGGCCAGGAGCUGAACUCCAGGAUCCUCCCCGCCUACCAUCCCCAGGAACCGCCAUGGUACCAGGUCAUGCGCGACAUCCCACCCGCCGAGAUUCUCACGAGACCGGUCGCCGCCUACAACAGCCCGGUGGGCACCAAGCAGCGCAAGCCGCGCAACAUCUACAAGCCCCCGAGGAUAGUCCACGAGGAGGACACGCUGCGGACCAACUUCUACAGAGACCACCCGUGGGAGCUGGCUCGGCCGAGGGUCAUUCUGGAGACGGACGGAAAGGAUUUCCAAAGAUGCGAUUGGAGCCGAGGCAUUCGCCAGCCCGGCAUCCAGCUGACCGGUGAAAAUGUCGUCCAACGCCAGCUGUGGCUCAUGCACAACACCGAGUUGAAUCGAGAUCAGGCAUACGACAAGGCAAGAAAGGAGUUCUACGCCCUGCGUCAGGAGGAGGAGAUCGAGAAGCGCGUCACGAGGGAGGAGGCGAAAUGGGUCGGUGCCUACUUCGGCAAGAACAAGCUGCAGAUCGGACAGGUGUUGGAGGACAGGGAGUUCGAGACCUGGAAGGGAUGGGCCAAGCAGCGCGCGAUGCUUCUCGAGGCUGCCCAGAACGCAAACUACGCGAACUUUGGCGAGGAGUCGACAACCGAAGCGGAGGGCGCGGAGGAGGAAGAAGUUGCCACGCCCUGA